AUGGACAUAUGGUGUGGCACGCCAAUGCAAGAGGAGGACAUGCUCUUCAUAGCGGCCUCUGGGGAGGGGGCCUCCUUCUCCUCUGACAUGCAGGUGGGUGAGACUCAUGCUGAGGAAGAACCUUGCUUCGAGGUGGCCUCGGAAGGCGCGGAUAAGCUUGGCCUGGCAGGGUUCCCCCCGGUAGACUCCACCAUCGUGGCCGUGGUUAAGGCCCCGUCGGUAGGUGGAUUGGCGAGGGACUCGAUGUGGCCGAACACUCAGUGUAGGGUGACGAACCACCAUAUACAGCAGGGCACAGGAGACACGGUCACCCUGAGCUGUGUGGUUGAGGGGGGCUCUGGAGGCUGGAGAUAUCUCUGGUACAAAGACAGGCAGGGAGCUCCAGUGAACCAAACUUACAGCAGCAGUGGAACUGGAGCUGGAUACACAAUCAGUGCUGCUGCUCUGUCCCACAGUGGAGAGUACUGGUGUCGAGCUGGACGGGGCAGGAACACGUCUUACUCACAAUACAGCCAUCCCAUCUGGGUAAAUGUAACUGCUCUGUUCUCCAGGGUGACUCUGACAGCAUCUCCAGGAGCCACAGUGAAGGAGGGAGAGGCUCUUAACCUGACCUGUGAGGCAGCAGUGAACAAAACCCCCCGCCCUCAACUCCACUACACCAUUGUGAGAGACGGGGAGCCUGUGACUAACAGCACUGACUCUGCACUGUACAGCAUAGCCAGCACUGAGAAGAGCCACACUGGGAGCUACACGUGUGCUGUGGAGUCACAGGGAGUGAAGAAGAGCAGCCAGGAGCUACACAUUGAAGUGGAAACGUCCUGGCACAGCGCUGCUGCUGCUGCUGGCUUCAGUGUCGGCUUCUUUGUGAUUCUUCUCAUUGUGUUCACUCUGCUUCUCCUCUAUCACAAGAUCAGAGGUUUCCCGUGUAUCACCGGUGGUAAGAGGAGGGAACGCUCGGAUCAGAACCAGGACCAAGCAGCAGGGGGAGUAGAGCUCUCCAGCCAAGCACAGCAACCUGAUUCUGAAGACAUCGUUUACAGUGAGAUUGACACCAGCAAACACAACAAUACAAAGAAAGCAAAACCUGCAGAGACUGACACUGUGUACUCAGCUGUGAAAAUAAGUGCAGGCAAACCCACUGCAGAUAAUGCAGAGUCCAUGUAUGCCACAGUCCUCCCAAAGAAGAAAAGGAAGUAAAUGAAGUGGGUCUCCAGGAGUGAGAGCCAGCCUGAAUCCAGAGACACUGAGAAGGGGAGCGUGUCAAACUGAAGGAGACAGACCCAUUCUUUCAGAAUGAACUGGAGAGCCCUGGGAUUCAGCUCCACUCCUGCCCUUGAAUUGGAAAUGAAUCUCACUCAUCAUGCUGUGAGGAUUUAGGACAGAGUACUCAGAAUGUUUUCCUGGGUGUGGCAGCAAUGUGUGCUUCAUCUAACUAGAAUGACCUCUAAGCUAUUGCACCAGUGCAGACACACGCUGAAACUGCCUUAGGAAUUUUUUAAUUGUUAGUUUUAUUUCAAGUGGAGCAAAUACUGUUUUUGUUUUGAAUUAAUUAGUAGUAAUUCAUCUGCUUUGCUGAGAAACUCCAAGCUUCUUGUUGUAUACUGGAGUCCUGCUUCAGUGCAAUGGGAUUGAAGUACAAUUUCUAUCAGUGUGUGAUUGCUGUAUGACAGUCCCACAAUGACAGAGCUAUAUACUGUAAAACAAAAGCAAUUCACUCAUUUUCCAUUCAUGCCAAAACAUCUCCAAAAUUACUAUAACACUGUAGUUUAUACAGUAUAUGUGUACUUUAUGGACACAAACAUUAGUCAUUGUAAAUAUUUCCUGGAAUUCCUUUGCUAGUGUAUCAUGAUGUAAGCCCUGGAGUGUGGGCUCAGUCUUCUCUGCUGUCUGCUUGUUCUCAGUGUGUGAGUUCAGCUGCAUUUCCAGUGUCCUGAGCUGGGCUUUGAACCCACAUGUAGUAUUGCUUUGAUUGUUUUUUUCAUGAAUUUAUUAAGAAUAGAAUCUCUUUGCAUUGUGUUGCAAUGCAGACAUUUUCAGUUUACAUAUUAAAAAGCACAGCUAAGUCUAUUAGCAACAGACAACAUAUAAAUAGCCACUGCCACUAAAAUAGAAUGUUUAAUGCUUAAUAGAUUUUUGUAUCAAUUGCAUUCUAUAAAAAAGUGUAUAUCAUGCUAUUAAACGAUAACAACUUAACACAUUUCACUAUUCAGAAGCCAAAAAUAAACUUUGCAUAGAUUUUA
Molecule: messenger RNA, 2240 nt
Organism: Acipenser ruthenus (sterlet)
Lineage: Eukaryota; Metazoa; Chordata; Actinopteri; Acipenseriformes; Acipenseridae
Product: Fc receptor-like protein 2
Exons: 12
Coding region: 1-1197 (398 amino acids)
Biological process (GO): cell surface receptor signaling pathway
Molecular function (GO): transmembrane signaling receptor activity
Source: RefSeq, a predicted model, not a curated record